AUGCUUGUGAGUCGUUACACUUGGGCAGUAGAGGGGCGGCGCCUGGCUACCGUUGGUUGCGUUCUUGUUCGUGGGCCGUCAGCAAGAAAAGUCACCGUGCAAAGACGACGACUGGGCAGCAUACGGAUAGACGCAAACACCUACCAGAUACCUUACUCGGGCUGCACAAUCGGUGCGAUUUGUGAACAGAACCACGUGCCGGGCGUGCGGUUCGAUUGCCGCCGGGGUUCCUGCAAAAGUUGCCGCGUCAUGGUUCGCAUGGGGGAAGACGUUGAGGGGGAACCCGAACCAACCAAAGGAGCAAGCGAUAGCGAGGCAUCGGUGGAGACUGACGCAAUGGGAGAAAAUGAGUUGGAAAUAGAAGUACUGGCCUGCCAGGAGGAAGCUGUGGAAGGUAUGUGGGUCAUUACACUCCAAGACUCUACUCCGAGCGCGUCGCCAGAGGGGCACGCGUCACAAGCGAGCCAGGGACAGGCACCAGCAGCCGGGCCAGCUGCGACGUCGCAGCUCCACCCUGAAAAGAAAAAGCAACGAAAAACCCGAAAAGUGAAAAGGUCCAUGCCAGAGCUGAAGCAACUGCGCAGGAGGCUAGAAAUACUGAUCACGGAAGCGGAGCUGGCGCAGGCCAUUGGCGACGCCCCGGGGUUGCUUGAAAUUCUGCGCAAGGUGAGUGCCCUUUUCCAGGAUGUGGAUGCAGACGAGGUGCGCGAAGUGACCGCAAUGCACGGAAAUCGUGCCAACCUUGUCUCGGAUUUCCUCAUGCAGCUUUCCUUUUCUUCAUGCAAGGACAUUCAGCACUGGGCGGCUGCGCAUCGCGCGGCCUGGUUUGAUGUGAAAAAGGGCGAUGGAUGUUGA
Amoebophrya sp. A120 is the source of this 855-nucleotide messenger RNA. Lineage: Eukaryota; Dinophyceae; Syndiniales; Amoebophryaceae. The record is from the annotation of a GenBank genome assembly.